Messenger RNA from Harmonia axyridis, 2989 nucleotides. RefSeq names its product programmed cell death 6-interacting protein (gene ALiX). Gene Ontology annotation, biological process: mitotic cytokinesis. Gene Ontology annotation, cellular component: endosome. NCBI's taxonomy places the organism in Eukaryota, Metazoa, Arthropoda, Insecta, Coleoptera, Coccinellidae. The coding region runs from base 1 to 2556 and encodes 851 amino acids. The transcript has 16 exons. Gene Ontology annotation, molecular function: protein binding. The record is from RefSeq and is a predicted model, not a curated record.
AUGGCUGAGUUGUUGCAAGUGCCCCUGAAAAAACCAUCAGAAAUCGAUGUAGUUAAACCUUUCCAAAAUGUGAUACAAUCGAGAUUUAGUACGGCCGAUGAGCCUGUCGAUUAUUCGGAUGCUAUAAAUGAAUUUGCGAAGAUCCGAAGUAAUGCUAUCUGGAAAGCCUUCGAGAAGUACGAGAGCUCUUUGGAUAUUAUUUAUGGAUAUUAUGAUCAAUUGGCCUCUAUUGAAUCGAAGAUACCACCUAAUGAGCUCCAGAUCCCCUUCAAAUGGAAAGAUGCCUUUGACAAAGGGUCGAUAUUUGGAUCUAGACAAAGUUUGACUAUCUCUUCCCUUAGUUAUGAAAAAAUUUGCGUAUUGUUCAAUAUUGCUGCUCUUCAAAGUUCUGUCGCAGCUAACCAAAGUAUUGAGAGCGAUGAAGGUCUGAAAUUGGCUGUCAAACUUCUCCAGCAAUCAGCUGGUAUUUUCCAUCACCUUAAAUCUACAGUGAUGCUUUCAAUUCAACAAGAUCCUACACCAGAUUUGAAUCCAGAUACUUUGGGGGCUCUGUCUGCUCUGAUGUUGGCACAGGCUCAAGAGAUUUUUGUCCACAAGGCAAUCCAUGAUAAUAUGAAAGAUGCCAUUGUGGCUAAGUUAGCAUCUUCCUGUGAGGAUCUUUAUAAUGAAGCUUUGAAGAUUUUCCAAAGAGAGAAUCUCAAACCACUUUGGGACAAGGAGUGGAUUCCAAUUAUUGCAGGUAAGCAAGCUGGAUUUCACGCUAUAGCGGAGUUUUACCAGAGCUUAGUGUGCAGGAAUCAAAAAUUGAUAGGUGAAGAACUUGCCAGGUUACAACAUUCCGUAGAACUCUUCAAGGCAUCCCAUCAAAGGUCUGGAAGGACCUUGUUCAACAACAUAUUCCUGAAGGCCCAAAGGAACCUUGCAGAGGCCACGAAAGACAACGACUUCAUCUAUCAUGAAAGAAUUCCCGACGUUAAGACUCUGGAACCCUUGGGAAAGGCUCAGCCGGUGAGACUCUUCCCUGUUCAAACGCCCAUGAGUCAAAAUUUCAAAGAUCUCUUUGGCGAACUUGUACCAGUGGCAGUACACCAAGCUCUGGCAGCUUACGAUCUGAGGAAGCAAGAACUUGUCAAUGCUGAAAUUGGACGGCUCAGGGAGUCAACUCAAGUGCUUAAUGGAGCUUUGACGGUAAUGAAUCUACCAGCUUCUAUUGAGAUGACUGAUGGUAAAAACCUGCCGCCAUCUAUUAUAGAGAAGGCAAAUGCCGUGAGUGACCUAGGUGGAUAUAGCAAGCUACAAACGUUGAUCGAUGAGCUUCCCGAACUGUUGAAGAGGAACAAAGACAUACUAGACGAGACCGACAGAAUGUUGAACGAAGAGCGAGAAUCUGACGAUUCCCUAAGGGCUCAAUUCAAGGAGAAAUGGACCAGAACGCCCUCUAGCAAACUCACCGAGAUGCUAACCUCAAAUUCUGCCAAGUAUCGCCAGUUGAUAAACAACGCGAUAAACGCCGAUAAGAUCGUACGUGAGAAGUUCGAGAAACAUAGACAAGGAAUGAUGAUGCUUAGUAAGCCCACUUCUGAAUGGGAGGGUGCGAUACCAAGGGGCAAUUCCGAAGAUUGUCUCAAUUGUGGCGCAGUCGAUACUCUCAGGGAUUUGAUGGAAGAGGUUGAAACUUUGAAAGCAGAGCGUGAUGUGAUCGAAUCCGAAUUGAAGAGUGGCGCCAUCGACAUGAAAGACAAGUUUAUGGCCGCUCUGGCGCAAGAUGGCGCCAUAAGCGAACCCGCCCUGUCUGUGGAACUACUCGGGGAAUCCUACGGUCCCUUACAGAAACAAGUUAGGGAGAGCAUCGAGAAACAGGAUGGGUUGAUCCAGAGGAUUACGGACGCCAAUGCUCAGUUCAUGCAAGAAAGGGGUUCUACCGCUGGCAAGAGAGAGGAGAUGAUGAGCUCAUUGGCUGGUGCACAUGACGCUUUCAGGGAGCUUCUGAACAAUCUGCAAGAAGGGACCAAAUUUUACAAUGAUUUGACUCAAUUACUUGUGGCGUUCCAAAAUAAGGUGUCGGAUUAUUGCUUUGCCAGGAAGACUGAAAAAGAGGAGCUGCUGAAGGAUCUCACCCAGGAGUCUAGCAGAAGCACGGCUCCUGUGCCUCACUCUCCUUUCCCUAGUGUCGAUACUUAUGCGAAGAGAGAUAGUCCUACCACUCCGCCACAAAACCAAGCAGGUUCAGCUCCACAAGUUCCCCAACCAUCGCAAGGCGGUAACCUUCCAUAUCCGGUGCAGGUACAGGGCAUGCCUGUACCCUUUGCCCCUCCCGCUAACACGCCCUAUCCGGCGUAUGCAGCUCCACCCAUGCCUCAAGGUUACAAUCCCUAUGGUACCUUGCCUUAUCAAAAUUACAAUUACCAGAGCGGUUAUCCACAAAAUCCUGGCUAUUCAGGACAACCUCAAGCCUAUCCACCAGGCACUUACCCACCUCAGGGGUACUAUCAACAACCUCCUCCUCAAGGAUAUCCUCAACAGCCACCCCCUGGAGGUUAUCCUCGUCAGUGGUAGAUCAAACGAUUCAUUCGGAUUGAAAUAUCUUCAAGCGCUGAUAGGGUUAUGAAGUUUUUAGAUAUUCAAACAGUUAUGCAUCAAUAUAUAAGUAUAUUUGUUUCAUAUUAGCUUUGUAGUAACAUUUGAUUCGUUAAAAAUGGAGCAACGUUGAUGGAUAAUGCUAUAAGAGCUUCGAGAAACAUGGUUAACAUAUUAUGAACUUUUUUUUUUAAGUAACGUCGAUUUGAUAAUGUGACUCAGUUGUAUGUUAAUUUUAAUAGUCUGUUGCAUUUUUAAAACAAAGUCUCAAAUGUUUAUUGAUAAAAUCGUUUCAGAAUUAACAAACUUAUAGAAAAUAAUUUAAAUAUGUUUUCACAUGGUACCUAGUUAUCUCUAUUUUUAUAUAUUGUGCUAUUUUAUAGUGUUAUUGAAUAAAAUGGCCAUUGAGUUA